This is a messenger RNA of Papilio machaon (common yellow swallowtail), 1533 nucleotides long. Its product is annotated as membrane-bound alkaline phosphatase. NCBI's taxonomy places the organism in Eukaryota, Metazoa, Arthropoda, Insecta, Lepidoptera, Papilionidae. Bases 95 to 1501 code for a protein of 468 amino acids. The transcript is spliced from 5 exons. Gene Ontology annotation, molecular function: alkaline phosphatase activity. Gene Ontology annotation, biological process: dephosphorylation. The record is from RefSeq and is a predicted model, not a curated record.
GCAGCACUGGGUGCAGGAGGCGCAGGCGGGCAUCCGCGCCCGGCAGCGUGGUGCGCGCCCUUCCGCCUCCGAACACACAGCGCGCAACGUCGUCAUGUUCCUCGGCGACGGCAUGUCCGUCACCACGCUGGCGGCGGCGCGCACGCUGCUCGGACAGCGUCAGGGCCGCCCCGGGGAGGAGUCUCAACUCGCAUUUGAGUCUUUUCCUACCGUGGGAUUAUCUAAGACAUACUGCGUGAACUCCCAAAUCGCGGACUCAGCAUGCACUGCGACGGCGUACCUGUGCGGCGUGAAGAACAACAACGGCAUGCUGGGCCUGACGGCGGCCGUGCCGCGCCGGGACUGCGCCGCCGCCGCUGAGCCCGCAACGCACCUCGAAUCCAUCGCCGCCUGGGCACUCGCCGCCGGCCGCGACGCCGGUAUUGUGACGACAACGCGCGUAACUCACGCCUCGCCAGCCGGAGUGUACGCGCGUGCGGCCAACCGCAACUGGGAGAGCGACGCCAACGUGCGUCAGGACGGCCAGGACCCCGCGCUCUGUCGGGACAUCGCCUAUCAACUCGUACAUUCAUUUCCUGGUAAUCAGCUAAAGGUAAUUUUGGGUGGUGGACGAAGAGAAUUUUUACCUACGUCGAUUGUCGACGAGGAGGGCACACGGGGCCGCCGUACUGACAACAGAAAUUUGAUAGAAGAGUGGCAGCGAGAAAAAAUGGAACGCAACGUCACUUACCAGUACGUGUGGAACCGCGAGCAGUUGUUGAGCGCGGCUGACGACCUGCCCGCUUACCUUCUGGGGCUAUUCGAAGGAAGCCAUAUGCAGUAUAACUUGGAGGCAGACAACCGCACCGAACCCACUAUCGCUGAAUUAACUGAAGUUGCGAUUCGCUCAUUGAGUCGUAAUGAAAAAGGUUUUUUCCUGUUCGUUGAAGGCGGUCGAAUCGAUCACGCCCACCAUGACAACUUAGCGGAGCUGGCGCUGGACGAGACGUUGGAGAUGAGCGUGGCCGUGGCGCGCGCCGCCGAGCUGCUCUCCGAGGACGACUCGCUGAUCGUCGUGACGGCGGAUCACGCCCACGUCAUGACGCUUAACGGCUACUCGCCGCGCGGCAACGAUAUACUCGGCCCCUCCAACGACCGCGACGAGGCGGGCGUGCCCUACAUGACGCUCUCCUACAGCAACGGACCUGGCUUCAGGCCCCACGUCAACGGCACGCGUGUCGACGUCACUACAGAGCCUAAUUACAGGCGAAUCGAGUGGAAGAGUCACGUAGAUGUGCCACUCGAGUCGGAGACGCACGGCGGCGAGGACGUGGCGGUGUUCGCGCGCGGACCGCAGCACGCGAUGUUCGCGGGACUGUACGAGCAGAGCCAGCUGCCGCACCUGAUGGCUUACGCCGCCUGCAUCGGCCCCGGCCUGCACGCCUGCAGCGCCGCCGCAACACAUCUCUUGGCUCCGGCGCUUCUUACAACGAUCGCUUUGCUCAACAUGUUAAAACGAUGAGGACAGAUUCUCAGUUAAUUACGUUUUUACAA